Messenger RNA from Rhododendron vialii, 2133 nucleotides. RefSeq names its product putative glycerol-3-phosphate transporter 5. The coding region runs from base 236 to 1804 and encodes 522 amino acids. Gene Ontology annotation, molecular function: transmembrane transporter activity. Gene Ontology annotation, cellular component: membrane. Lineage: Eukaryota; Viridiplantae; Streptophyta; Magnoliopsida; Ericales; Ericaceae. Gene Ontology annotation, biological process: phosphate ion homeostasis; transmembrane transport. The transcript has 2 exons. The record is from RefSeq and is a predicted model, not a curated record.
GAUUCCCGAGUCCUGACCUUGAUUCGGUCCAUUGAGGUGGCAGUCUGGUUUGAAGCUUUUGUUACCAAGUAAAAGUCCAUUAUGUGUUUUCCUUAACUUGUACGAAAAAUUUACAGACCAAUAUUGGAGUAGCAAUGUUGUCCUAAUCAAAAUCUGACAGAGCAAAACCCGACGGCUCCCAUCUCCCCUGGACCUUCUUCCUCUGUAGCUCACCAGUUUCAACAAUUUGGAUUCAAUGCUUUCCAAGAACGCAAUUGUAUCCAAUUACAGCCGAGUAAUGGAUGCCAAAACCCUAACCCUGGCUCCACCAACCCCACCGCUACCAGUGCCGCAACCACCACCAGGCCUCGCCCUCUUCCCAUCCCUCAAACCCCCAAACAAAACCCUGUCUUUUCACCAAAUCUCCGUCCUCCUCCUCACCUUCGCCGCCUACGCCGCCUUUCACGCCUCCCGUAAGCCCCCCAGCAUCGUCAAGAGCGUCCUCGGCCCACAGCCCCAAACCCAAAACGCCACCGCCGACGCCGGGUGGCCCCCGUUCGACGGGUCACGCGGGCCCCACCGCCUCGGCGAGCUCGAUCUCGCCUUCCUCUCGGCCUACGCGGUCGGUAUGUACCUCUCCGGCCACAUCGGUGACCGGAUCGAUUUACGGGUGUUCUUGACAAUUGGGAUGAUGGGUAGCGGUUUUUUCACUGUUGUUUUCGGAUUGGGUUACUUUUUUAGUGUACAUGUAUUGGGUUUCUAUGUGUUUGUUCAGAUUGUUUGUGGGUUGUUUCAGUCAAUUGGGUGGCCUUGUGUUGUUUCAGUUUUAGGGAACUGGUUUGGGAAGUCCAAGAGAGGGUUGAUAAUGGGGGUAUGGAAUUCACAAACCUCAGUUGGUAAUAUUAUCGGGUCCUUGGUGGCAUCGUCGGUUUUGGGUUUCGGGUGGGGUUGGUCCUUCGUGUUGCCAGGGGUUUUCAUAGUGGUGGUUGGAAUUGUGGUUUACUUGUUUCUUGUUGUGAGUCCUGAAAAUGUGGGAUUGGAGUUGGAGGGGAAAGAGGUUGAGAUGAAUGUGGAGGGACUGCCUUUGGUAGUUUCAGAGAAAGUUGAAACUGGAGAAGCAGGGUUGGUUCAGUCUGAGAAUGCGGAUUCGUUGGGUGCAAUUGGGUUUUUGGAGGCUUGGAGAUUGCCGAAUGUGGCACCGUUUGCGUUCUGCCUCUUCUUCUCUAAGCUUGUGGCUUACACUUUCUUAUAUUGGUUGCCCUUCUACAUCAGGCACACAGCUGUUGCAGGUGUGCACUUAUCACACAAGACUUCUGGGAUCCUUUCCACUAUAUUUGAUAUUGGAGGAGUCGUUGGUGGUAUUCUAGCAGGGUUCAUUUCGGAUGCAAUUGAAGCUCGUGCUGUUACUUCACUCAUAUUCUUGUUACUUUCUAUUCCUUCCCUUAUCUCUUACCGCAUUUUCGGAAGCAUAUCUAUGAUUAGCAAUGUUACCCUGAUGUUUCUUUCUGGGUUACUAGUAAAUGGACCAUAUUCACUUAUUACGACUGCAGUUUCAGCUGAUCUUGGUACACAAAGCUUGAUUAAGGGGAACUCACGUGCGUUAGCUACUGUGAGUGCAAUUAUAGAUGGUACUGGUUCUGUUGGGGCAGCUCUUGGCCCACUUUUGGCAGGUUAUAUUUCAACCAGAGGGUGGAACAGUGUGUUUUCAAUGCUUACCGUUUCUAUUUCUAUCGCGGCCAUGCUCUUGAUUCAUGUAGUCAAAGCAGAGAUUAAAGAGAAGAUGAAUGAAGGAAAAUGGCUUCGGUGGAGUGUAGUCGUGCAGUAAGGAAAAGCUUUAUGACGGUACAACUGUUAUUGCAGAAUGCCAUUAAUCAAUACUGGUGUGUCCAGGCCAUGAUAAUGAAUGGGUGGACGGUAUAGUAUACACGGAUUCAAAGUUGACGCAUUGAUCAUUUAUUUGAUUGUUGUAUUUUAUAGGUAGAGCCAGGUUUUGCAUAAGACGUUUCUUAGUCUGUCAUACAUGUAUAUCUUUGUAUCCUUUUUGGAAGUCGACUUUCGCACACACUGUACAAUGAUCAGGGAUUUUGUCAAUCCACGACUCGUGGGUUUUUUGAAUCCCUUUCAUCAUACGAGAAUAAAACUUCGAUUUACGUC